Messenger RNA from Aspergillus steynii IBT 23096, 1197 nucleotides. RefSeq lists its product as uncharacterized. The record is from RefSeq and is a predicted model, not a curated record. Lineage: Eukaryota; Fungi; Ascomycota; Eurotiomycetes; Eurotiales; Aspergillaceae. The coding region runs from base 1 to 1197 and encodes 398 amino acids. The transcript has 2 exons.
AUGAAAGGUCCCAAGUCUCUGAACCCACUGCACCUGGCACGCUCAAGUGCCAGACCCUCGAUCAGUAUCGAGUAUCUCCUCCUGUGGAUCCUGUCCGGCAGCCUCCGUCUCGGUGGAGUAUAUCUCGGCCUGAAAUGGACCGUCGUGGCGAUCGCUGUUGCGGUCCUCGCGUCGCCGAAUCUCCUGAUCGGCUAUCUCCUGCUGGCAUCUCUUUAUCCGCGCAAACUCACCUCCGUCGCGGGCACCGAGGUCUCGGUUCUGGGCAAACCGCUGCUCUUCCCGAUUACCUUGACGCAUAAUCGUCGGUCUCCUAUCUGGAACCGCUUCAGUCACAGCGUCUUGUUCGUCGGGGUUCCUGUGGGUAUUAAAUGCCAGAUCGGAAAGUUGCUGUCCAUCGAUGCGGACGAGACAAUUUCCAGCUGGUUUACUGUUGACUCGAAGCGGUAUCUUCAUCGGGGAGACGAUCAUCUCGGUUUGCGGGAGAAGCUGGAUGUUUUCUUGCGAGAUCAGAAUGAAGAUCCAUCGCAAUGGCCGUACGCCUAUCUCCUCAGCGUCCCGCGGUUUCUCUGGUGGGAGCGCAGCGUCGUCACUUGGUGGUUCCUCUACGGAGACAACAAGGAGCUCGACGCCGUGAUCAUGGAGAUUAAUAACUCGUUUGACGAGAAGCGCAACGUGCUCUUCAAAGUGCACGGCACGGAAGCGGAGACCUCAGCCCUCGAGGACUCGCUGGAUACGGAUAACUUGAAAACACAGUAUCUCGAUAUGAGACGUACCGUGGAAUCCGUGACCUCCCGUCCCACGGCUGUCUACUAUAAAGGCAUCUUGGUAAAGCACAUCUACUCAUCUCCAUUCGAGAAGGUCGGCGAGCAUAUCGCAGAGAGAUUCAUGGAUCCUACGAUCCCAGCGGCGUGGGAUAAGAUGCGCUCCAUGUCGAAUACGACGACCAUGACUGCGUCCGGGCGUCCGAAGAUGAUGGCGAGGAUGUCGUGCCAUAGUCCCCCGGUUGAUCCAACGCAGACAUCUUGGUUUACCAUCAUCAAGUUGCUGAUGUGGUGGACUUUGCCGGUGACAUUGACCACAGCGAGGAUUCUAUAUCAGGCACUGAGGAUCGAGUUUAAGGGUUUGAUGCGCAUGAUGGACAAGCCGGAUAUUCGGUCGGGGAGUGAGUCGCGGCGGGCUACGGGGGGCGAAUCGUAG